CCGUCUUGUUCCGUGCGACGGGUGCAGCAGCCCAAGCAGAGAAGCCCAGUCAAGUCAAGACACGGUGGUAAGAAAUAAAGUUCCUGGUAAGAUUCCGGGGUCUCCGCAGGUGACCACCAUGAGGAGCGCGUUUGUCGCCGGGCUUCUUUGGCAGCUUCUCGCCGCCUCCUUCUGCCAGUUCCCGCGCCCGUGCGCCAACUCCGAGGGCCUGCGGACCAAAGAGUGCUGCCCGGCGUGGGCCGGGGACGGCUCGGCCUGCGGCGCCCUGUCGGGCCGCGGUUUCUGCGCCGACGUGGAGGUGUCGGAGGAGCCGCACGGGCCGCAGUACCCGCACAGCGGGGUGGACGACAGGGAGCGCUGGCCGCUGGCGUUCUACAACCGCACCUGCCGCUGCGCCGGGAACUACGGCGGCGCCGACUGCGGGGAGUGCCGCUUCGGCUACCGGGGGGCCAACUGCGCCGAGUACCGGGAGUCGGUGCGCAGGAACAUCAUGAGCCUGUCGGCGGGCGAGCAGCAGAAGUUCAUCUCCUACCUGAACCUGGCCAAGAACACCAUCAACCCGGACUACGUCAUCGCCACGGCAACCAGGUGGGAGAUGGGCGAGAACGGGGAGACCCCCAUGUUCUCCGACAUCAACUCCUACGACCUGUUCGUGUGGAUGCACUACUACGUGUCGCGCGACGCCCUGCUGGGGGGGGCGGGCAACGUCUGGGCCGACAUCGACUUCGCCCACGAGUCCGCCGCCUUCCUGCCGUGGCACCGCGUCUUCCUGCUGCACUGGGAGCAUCAGAUCAGGAAGAUGACGGGGGACUUCAACUUCACCCUCCCCUACUGGGACUGGAGGGACGCCGGCUCGUGCCAGGUGUGCACCGACCGCUUGAUGGGGGGGCGGAGCUCCGUCGACCCCAACCUCAUCAGCCCCGCCUCCGUCUUCUCGUCGUGGAAGGUCAUCUGCACUCAGCCGGAGGAAUACAACAGGCGGGAGGUGUUGUGCAAUGCCACCGGGGAGGGGCCGCUGUUGCGUAACCCUGGCAACCACGACACCAGCCGCGUGCAGCGACUCCCGACGUCCACCGACGUGGACUUCACCGUGGGCCUCCCCCAGUACGAGACCGGUACCAUGGACCGAUUCGCCAACAUGAGCUUCAGGAACGUCCUUGAGGGUUUUGCCAGUCCUGAGAGCGGCAUGGCGGUCCAGGGUCAGAGCACCAUGCACAACGCCCUGCACGUCUUCAUGAACGGCUCCAUGUCGUUCGUGCAAGGGUCCGCCAACGACCCCAUCUUCCUCCUGCACCACGCCUUCAUAGACAGCAUCUUCGAGCGCUGGCUCAGGACCCACCAGCCCACACGGACCGCCUACCCGCUGGCCAACGCCCCCAUCGGCCACAACGACGGCUACUACAUGGUGCCCUUCAUGCCUCUGUACCGAAACGGAGACUACUUCCUGUCCAACAAGGCCAUGGGAUACGAGUACGCCUACCUGCUGGACCCGGGUCAGAGGUUUGUGCAGGAGGUCCUGAACCCUUACCUGGAGCAGGCCCGGCAGAUCUGGCAGUGGCUCCUGGGAGCCGGCAUCCUGGGGGCGCUGGUCAGCGCCGCGCUGGCGGUCCUGGCCGUCGUCGCCAGGAGACGGUGGAGGCGGAACCGGAGGCGGAAGAGGGGGUCCAUUUUUGGGGAGCAGCAGCCGCUCCUACAGAGCAGCUCUGAGGAAGGCUCGGCGUCUUAUCACACCACUCUGUGACACACACACACACACACACACACACACACACACACACUAGGCACUGAAGAACUGUGGGACAUUUUCCUGGAUGGAAUGCUUACAAUGCUAACUGGACGCACAAUGCUAACAACACGGCCCAUGGUCACAGCUGCGACUGUCUCUAAGACCUGCCUCGUCAAUAACACCCCGCUACAUUGGUGAGCCUUCGGUGUGAGCGGUGUCACAAGACGAGACGUUGUCGUACCGAUGCGCCACUUAAUGCUAACAAUGCUAACUGGACGCGCAAUGCUAACAACACGGCCCUAAGUCGUAGCCGUGACUGUCAAGUUUUACAUCUUCGACCCCUGCCUGGUCAAUAACACACCCCCACAGAGGACUCUUAAAGUUAAAGUACCAAUGAUAGUCACAAACAUAUACAUAU
Messenger RNA from Nerophis lumbriciformis (worm pipefish), 2144 nucleotides. RefSeq names its product tyrosinase (gene tyr). Gene Ontology annotation, biological process: pigmentation; melanin biosynthetic process. The record is from RefSeq and is a predicted model, not a curated record. Lineage: Eukaryota; Metazoa; Chordata; Actinopteri; Syngnathiformes; Syngnathidae. Gene Ontology annotation, molecular function: tyrosinase activity.